Messenger RNA from Emiliania huxleyi CCMP1516, 1227 nucleotides. RefSeq lists its product as hypothetical. Lineage: Eukaryota; Haptophyta; Isochrysidales; Noelaerhabdaceae. The coding region runs from base 1 to 1227 and encodes 408 amino acids. Gene Ontology annotation, biological process: mitochondrial respiratory chain complex I assembly; mitochondrial electron transport, NADH to ubiquinone. Gene Ontology annotation, cellular component: mitochondrion. The record is from RefSeq and is a predicted model, not a curated record. The transcript is spliced from 4 exons.
AUGUGGCGACGCCUAUCCCGCCUGCGUCAGCGCGGCGCUCACGGCACCGACGACUGGCUCGAGGACUUCUUGCACCUCAGCAAGCAGCAGACGCUGCUCCGCUUCGACACGGCGGGCUGGCGCGACCGGUGGUCCCUCCACUGCGACGCCGAGUACGGCGGCAGCUCGACCGUCGAGCUGCAGCAGGGCGAGGCCGAGGGCGAGGGCACCGCCCGCUUUGCCGGCCAAACGGUGACAGAGAUAGACAGCGAUAACUCGUCAGUCAGCCCAGAGACGGGUAAGCGAGCGGUGUACGCGGGCUGGGCCGCGAUGCGGACGGACGUCGAGGGCGACGGCUGGGACCUCAAGGACUUCCACGGGAUCCGGCUGCGGGUGCGGCCGGACGGGCGCGGCUACAUGCUCAACCUGCGGACGGUGGGCAUCCUCGGCGGGGAGGACGUCGACAUCUACCAGGCGCGCAUGCCUCCGUCUCCGGUCCUGGGCGACUGGUGCGAGCUGCGCCUCCCCUUCUCCGCCUUCGUGCUCACCUCCCGCGGCUACGUGCAGCACAGCCAGGCGAUGAACCUCGAGACGCUCAAGGAGGUCGGCCUGCUCGUCGCAGACAAGCAGACGGCGCCCUUUGAGCUCGAGAUCGCCGAGGCGGAGCGGGACGCGAAGAUGAGGACCUAUUACGCCACGCGCGGCCACACGAACGAGUGGGUGCGAGGACGGCUCGGCGAGGGGCUCACGGCGGGGUCGCACACGGCAGGGGUGACGGGGCCGCUGUGGAGCGAUGUGGUCAGGGGAACGACGAGACACAAAUGGGACAAGCGCCAGCGGAUCGAGGAUCAGCACGGCGAGCGCGAGAUACAAUUCGCCGACGUGGAUGAUCACAACGUGGUGACAAAGACCGUCAUGGGAGCGCGGGAGUACACCUGGAUGGAUGACGAGAAAAGUCGCCCACGCGCGGCGCUGCUGCUCAUCGGCGCCUUGGGUGCAGCGGCCGGCGUCUACCUCCUGAGCGGUGGCAGCGGCUCGUUGGCGCACUCGGGAACGCUGGCUGCCUCCGUUGAGCCCCGGCAGCAGGUCGUGAGACACGUUCCAGAGGCAGUCGCGGCGGGAUCGUCGACGAUGCGCCAGCACAACCGGCGCAAACACAGUGCCAAGGCGUUUGAUAAGCUCAGAAGCAGGGAAGUGCUCGAGGCGGCGGCGGAUCCAAACUCAAUGUUUGACAUGAGCACCCCGUGA